Messenger RNA from Exophiala spinifera, 717 nucleotides. RefSeq lists its product as uncharacterized. Gene Ontology annotation, cellular component: peroxisomal membrane. The record is from RefSeq and is a predicted model, not a curated record. Bases 1 to 717 code for a protein of 238 amino acids. Gene Ontology annotation, biological process: regulation of peroxisome size; peroxisome fission. The transcript is spliced from 3 exons. Lineage: Eukaryota; Fungi; Ascomycota; Eurotiomycetes; Chaetothyriales; Herpotrichiellaceae.
AUGGUUGCAGAUGCCGUCGUCUAUCACCCUGCGGUGACCCAUUAUCUCCGAUAUGUCGCGACCACAGUCGGUCGAGACAAGGUCCUCCGUACAAUUCAAUACUUUGCCCGCUUCUACUCCUGGUACCUCUAUCGAACCAACAACCCGACAAGCGCCAUUCAGCCAUGGACCGUUGUCAAGACUCAAUUGGGCCUGACGCGGAAGAUCCUACGUAUCGGCAAGUUCGUGGAGCAUCUGCGUGCUGGCUCCGAAAUCUAUGAUGCCGCAGUUAAGUCGAGCAACGGGGACAAGAUCACUCAAUACCUUCAGAUUCUGCGCCAGAUAGGAUAUGCUGGCUACCUGCUCUUUGACAUGAUGACCGUGCUGGAUGCUAUGGGUGUCAAGAAGGAUCCCAGAGUCAAGAACAUUCAGGCGACAGCGUUCCGCUUCUGGUGGACCGGCUUAACGGCAAGCGCCGUCUCAGGAAUCUAUAACAACUACAAGUUGAGACAGCGCGCGAAGGCUGUUGAUGAGAAGGAUGCCGAAGCGAAGGUUGAAAAGGUGAAGAUUGCGAAACAACAAAAGGCGGUCAACAUCCAGCUUGUUUCAGAUCUAUGUGAUCUGACGGUACCAGGCACUGCUCUGGGCUACCUCAACUUGGACGACGGAAUUAUUGGGUUGGCUGGCACGACCAGCAGUUUGCUUGGUGUAUAUGGGGCGUGGCAGAAGACUGCUUAA